AUGGGCUACGAAAAGGGCGAUGCUAAGAAGGGUGCCAACCUCUUCAAGACCCGUUGCGCUCAGUGCCACACCCUGAAGGCCGGUGAGGGCAACAAGAUUGGCCCCGAGCUACACGGCCUCUUCGGCCGCAAGACUGGUUCCGUCGCUGGCUACUCAUACACCGAUGCCAACAAGCAAAAGGGCAUUGAGUGGAACCACGACACUCUCUUUGAGUACCUCGAGAACCCCAAGAAGUACAUUCCCGGUACCAAGAUGGCCUUUGGUGGUCUCAAGAAGCCCAAGGACCGUAACGACCUGAUCACCUUCCUUGAGGAGGAGACCAAAUAA
Bipolaris zeicola 26-R-13 is the source of this 327-nucleotide messenger RNA. RefSeq lists its product as uncharacterized. Gene Ontology annotation, molecular function: electron transfer activity; heme binding. The coding region runs from base 1 to 327 and encodes 108 amino acids. Gene Ontology annotation, biological process: mitochondrial electron transport, cytochrome c to oxygen; mitochondrial electron transport, ubiquinol to cytochrome c. Gene Ontology annotation, cellular component: mitochondrial intermembrane space. The transcript has 4 exons. NCBI's taxonomy places the organism in Eukaryota, Fungi, Ascomycota, Dothideomycetes, Pleosporales, Pleosporaceae. The record is from RefSeq and is a predicted model, not a curated record.